CGGAAGGUUUGAGGCGUAUCUUGGGCCGCCUCUCUUUUUAAUUGACUGCGAACGACAUUUUGUCUGCAGUUGCCGGGUCCACUGCCUAGAAUAUUUCAUCUGAACUCCGGAAUCAGACUAAAUCAUGAAAAUCUGGACAUCAGAACACAUAUUCAACCACCCAUGGGAGACUGUAACCAAGGCAGCAAUGCAGAAGUACCCCAAUCCCAUGAACCCGAGUGUGAUUGGAGUGGACGUGCUGGACAGGGGAGUGGACACGCAAGGUCGUCUCCACAGCAGCCGGCUUCUCAGUACAGAGUGGGGUCUUCCGUCCAUUGUCAAAUCUCUGAUUGGGAACACAAGAACGUGCACAUACAUCCAGGAACAUUCGGUGGUCGAUCCCAAGGGGAAGAUGUUUGAAUUAAAAUCUACCAAUCUCACGUUUACCAACUUGGUGUCUGUCGACGAAAGGCUUGUCUACAGACCGCACCCCCAAGACCCAGAAAAGACAAUAUUGACCCAGGAGGCCCUCAUCUCUGUGAAGGGAGUCAGCCUGAGCAGCUACCUGGAAGGUCUCAUGGCCAGCACAAUCUCAACAAAUGCUGGCAAGGGCCGUGAGGCGAUGGAGUGGGUUAUCCGGCGGCUGAACACAGAGAUCGAGGAACUGGCCGCGACUGCACGGGGCUCCAUCCGGACGCCCAUAGCUGCAGCGGUCACGGAGGAAUGACCCACACUAUGAAGACCCCAACCCCCCCAGGAACCACCACCGUCACCCACUCUGCUCUGACUGCAGAGGGGUACUCCCUGUCUCCAGCAAACCCUCUCUCUGCCUCGCCGUGCUCACCUCAGCUCUGUGUCUCCACACUGGCAUCAGCUGUCUUCGUCUGAUGUGCUGGGCGACGCCGAGGGAGGCGGGCAGUAUUUAUUACCAGGCAGUCAGACUCUGACACAGCACUGGGGGCACGGAGGGGAGAAAGUGGUCUUGAUGAGGUGCUUAGUGAAAACAAGUGGAGGUCUCUGUCAAGCCAGCACAAGGUUGCAUUUUUGCAUGCCGUUAAAUGCAUUGACAACAUUGCAAUGAAGACAAUGCUUAUGGAAUUCAGAUGAAACGUGCAUAAGCUGGAUCCUGGAUGAACACCUCUGUCAGGCCCCAUGUGAGCUGCCUGUCUGACUGGUUCCCAGUGCUGUGUCUUUGUCUGUCUUGCCUGCAGCAUAUACCACACUUGCUUGGUUGCCUAGGCAAGUAUCUCUGCACUUGAAUGUCAAGUACUGUAGAUUUCUAUUAUAAUUAAUAAUAUUUUAUUUUCAAAGUACAAGCUGAAAUGAAGGGAACAUGUUUAACAAAGGAAAUCCUGAUUUGUGGGAGUUUCUUCUGGUUUACAGAGGACCAUCUCAAAUGCCAUGAAACGGCUUAGGGGGUAGCUUUUGGCCUCGCUGCUUGUAUUGAUAUGGCACGGAGGGAUACGACGAGGAAGUCUGUAAAGGGCUGAGUGUAAAAUAAACGUGCAGUUUUCCAGAACAUUCCUGGGAAGGCAUGAGUUUGGUGUUGUCGUGCGUCUGCGAUGGCCCUCUGACGCCAUGCCGAGAUAUCACAUGGAUCUCAUGUUCAUAUGCAAUUUCCGUUCUCUUACAUUUUCAAGUCCUUGUGUUUGAUAAGAACAACAUAAGAUUAUCUUUUUUUUUUUUUUUAUGUAGCUCUGGUGACUAGGAAAAGUAAACGACUAACACUUGUAGACGUGAGAGCAAUGGGCAGUUUGCUUUUUUUUCCCGUUUAUGCUACAAACGAACUUUUAAAAUUUCUUUAAAACUUUUAACAUGAUACUGCAGCGUAUUGGGGACAGCUUAAAGCAUUUAUACGCACAAUGACUAAAAAUGAUGGACAGUAGACAAGUUCCUUUAUGUUCUCAGUUGGGUGAGUACUGGGACGGGGAAAUGCAGGUACCUUUUGCCAGCUCUUGUUUGUGAUAUUGGGGCAAUUCCUGCUAUUCUGAUGAUGCAAAAUAAUUUAUUUAUUUAUAUAGCAAUGGAAGUGACUUGUGUGUAUCUCCUUCAGUGGCGAUGACGAAUGUGUGUUCUGUUCUGCCUGAUUCACUUCACUUAAUUGACUGGUACAUGUAAUAGUUUAUAUGUAGUUCUAAUGUAGAUCCGGAGUUAUUACCAGUAAUUAAUGAUACGUGUUGGCAGCUUAUUGUGAAUCAACAUUGUAUUCUGGUGUAUUGUUUUGUUCAUAAGUGAACUUUGGAUGCUACUGGUCUUGAAUACUCGGCUGUUAUUGGAAUACGUUUUUGUUACAGAUUGUCCAGACACAGUUUGGACAUGGGGGUGUUAUUUAAAAUGUCAUGGAAUAGACCUCUAAACUGCACUGACCUUAAUUCAGCACUUAAAGCAGUACUUUUAAACGGAAUGCCUGCUGGUGUAUGUUGCCCAUGUCAGUUUCUUAAAACUACAUUAUUUUAAUGUAGUAGUGCAGUGAUUUUUUUUUUUUUUUUAAAUUCCAGUUCAGACUCCUCUUUUGGUUAAAAUUGUCAAUUUAGGAAAAUGUUUUGGAGUUGUGUUGAACGGUGCCAAAGACGCCCCCACCUGGUGUAAAGUGAUGAUACAUGAAUACUUGCUGCUUUUCUGACUCAUCCGGUGAGAUGUGGCCGCAGAGACCAGCCAAAUCGGUGCACGUGUCAAUAGCGGCUGUUUCUGAAAUAAACUGAAGUUUUACAGUCA
Messenger RNA from Paramormyrops kingsleyae, 2694 nucleotides. It is a transcript of the gene prelid3b, whose product is annotated as PRELI domain containing 3. Gene Ontology annotation, cellular component: mitochondrial intermembrane space. The record is from RefSeq and is a predicted model, not a curated record. NCBI's taxonomy places the organism in Eukaryota, Metazoa, Chordata, Actinopteri, Osteoglossiformes, Mormyridae.